Messenger RNA from Cucumis melo (muskmelon), 1276 nucleotides. RefSeq names its product syntaxin-121. Lineage: Eukaryota; Viridiplantae; Streptophyta; Magnoliopsida; Cucurbitales; Cucurbitaceae. Gene Ontology annotation, molecular function: SNAP receptor activity; SNARE binding. Bases 193 to 1107 code for a protein of 304 amino acids. The transcript has 2 exons. Gene Ontology annotation, cellular component: SNARE complex; endomembrane system; plasma membrane. The record is from RefSeq and is a predicted model, not a curated record. Gene Ontology annotation, biological process: intracellular protein transport; exocytosis; vesicle fusion.
UUUUUAAAAAAAUUAAAGAUAAUUCGUUUGAAAAGUCGAACCUUCAUCACUUUCUUCAAUUUCCACGUUCAUGGAUGCAACCAUUACAGCUCCUCCAUUGACUACACACCAUCAUUAAAUCCCCAAUUUCCAUUCCAUUUCGCUCUUCAUUUCAUUCAAAAUCAGAGUAAAAACUUAGAACUGAUCACAAUAAUGAACGAUCUGUUUUCCACCGAUUCCUUCCGCCAAGAGCGUCACCAUCACCGCCAUGACACCGUCGAGAUGUCCAACAACUCCCCGUCCUCAACGACGAUCAAUCUAAACACCUUCUUCGACGACGUGGAGUCGGUCAAGGCGGAGUUAACAGAACUCGAAGGGCUCCACCGAAGCCUCCAGAAUUCUCACGAACAGAGCAAAACUCUACACAAUUCGAAGGCGAUUAAGGAUGUUCGAUCGCGAAUGGAAACGGCUGUGACAUUGGCUUUGAAGAAGGCUAGGUUUAUCAAGGUCCGGUUGGAGGAACUGGACCGGUCGAAUGAGGAGAACCGGAAGCUUCCUGGUUGUGGGUAUGGAUCCUCGGCUGACCGGUCGAGAACAUCGGUGGUGAGCGGAUUGAGGAAGAAGCUGUGUGAUUCAAUGGAGAGUUUUAACAGAUUGAGAGAAGAGAUAACGAAAACGUAUAAGGAUACGAUUGAACGGAGAUAUUUUACAAUUACAGGGGAAAAUCCGGAUGAGAAGACUGUUGAUUUGUUGAUCUCUACAGGUGAAAGUGAAACGUUCUUGCAAAAAGCAAUACAAAAGCAAGGAAGAGGAAGAGUUUUGGAAACGAUCCAAGAGAUUCAAGAAAGGCACGACGCAGUGAAAGACAUAGAGAGGAACUUGAGAGAGUUGCACCAAGUUUUCUUGGACAUGGCGGUUUUGGUUCAAGCACAGGGGCAGCAGUUAGACGACAUCGAAAGCCAAGUUACUCGAGCCAACUCUGCCGUCAAGCGGGGCACGUCUGAGCUACAAACUGCAAGAUACUAUCAAAAAAACACUCGCAAAUGGAUCUGCAUAGGCGUUGGUGUUCUUGGGGUCAUUCUCUUCAUCAUUAUCCUUUCUGUCGUCCUCUCGAAGAGGAAUAAUUAAGAGGAUGAUGAGUGAUUUGUUUUUUAUUUUUAAAUGAAAUUGCGAUCUGUUGAUUUGGUAAAGUAUUUUGUUUUUAGUUAUUUGUGGCAGUAAAGUUGUGAAUUGUUUUCUUUAAUAUCAUAUGAUCAAAGUCUCAAUUUUAUUGAAACACAGAGGUUGAUGAUUUUUU